CACACAGAGCUAUAAAUGUUGACAGGUGACGCGGCAUUCAGUUCUUACCUGAACACUCGUCCUUCACACAGAAUGGGGUUCAGCACGAAAUGCGAGCUGAUCGACGGCGGGUCAAAGGUCAGCUUCUGCUCGGGCUCGUGUCACGCCGAGCACAUCCUGCAGGUGCUAAACGCUUACCGGCGCAGCGGCACCUUCACAGACGUGGUUCUGCAGGUGGACGGCUGCGAGUUCCCGUGCCAUCGCGCCACGCUCUGCGCCAGCAGCAACUUCUUCCACACCAUGUUCAGCAGCAGCUUCCAGGAGAGCAGACAGUCUGUGGUCAAGCUGCAGGGCAUCUCCAGCGACGCCAUGGACAGCCUGCUGGACUUCAUGUACGAGGGACGGCUGAAGCUGGACGAGGAGAACGUGGAGAGCAUCUUCAGCGCGGCGGAUCGGCUGGACAUACCUCUGCUGACCAAAGCCUGCGUGCAAUUCCUGCAGGAGCGCGUCAGCCACUCUAACUGCCUGGGGCUGAUGGACUUCGCCAGCCUGUAUGUGUACGUGCUGCGGCCGCUGCAGGAGCAGUGCCAGACGCUGCUCUACCAGGAUUUCCAGGAGGUUCUGCGGCACGACGAGUUCCUCGGUCUGCCCAAAGCGCGUGUUCUGGAGCUGCUGGCCUGCGAGCGUCUGCAGGUGACCGAGGAGGUUCUGGUGACCGCCGCGCUCCGCUGGAUCCGUCACCGGGUGGACGAGAGGAAACAGUACCUCAGGGAGCUGCUGGAGCAGCUGCGCCUGCCUCUGCUGGACCCGGUGUUCUUCACCGGCGCGCUGGAGGCAGAUGAGCUGGUGCAGGAGUGUGCGGAGCUCCGGCCGCUGCUGCAGGAGGCGCGCAUGUACCGCGCUUUCGGACGGGAGGUGCAGUCGGAGCACACCAGACCCCGCCGGCGCUCCGGCUGGGCUGAGAUGAUCUUUGUGAUCGGUGGCUGUGAUAAGAACGGUUUCUCCAGACUGUCCUUCACGGAGAAGCUGAACGUGUCGUCAGGAGAGUGGACCUUGGCCGCCGCUCUGCCCGGUUACUCCAAAUCUGAGUUUGCAGCCUGUGAACUUCAAAACGACAUUUAUAUAUCAGGCGGGCAGCUGAACAGCGCAGAUGUGUGGCGCUUCAUGCCUCAGCUCAAUCAGUGGGUGCGAGUGCAUGGGCUCAACCGCGGCCGCUGGAGGCACAAGAUGACCUCCAUGUGCGGGAAGCUGUACGUGGUCGGCGGUUAUAACGGCCGUGAGCGUCUGUCCAGUGUGGAGCGCUACAGUCCGCACGAGAACAGCUGGACGAGUGUUUCUGACCUGCUGCUGCCGGUCAGUUCGUCCGCUCUGAGCAGCUGCUGCGGGAAACUCUACGUGAUCGGAGGAGCUGUGAGCGAACACAACAACACUGACCAGGUCCAGUGUUACGACCCAGUGAGCGACAGAUGGUCAUACGUGUCGCCCUGUCCGUUCUCUCAGCGCUCCAUCAGCGCCGUGACGCUCAACGGCUGCAUUUACGUGACCGGAGGUCUUCUGGACCAGAUCUACUGCUAUACGCCCCUCACAGACUCCUGGAGCCAAGCUGCGGCGCUGCCCGUCACACUGGAGGGCUGCGGACUGACCGCGUGUGAUGGGAAGGUGUAUGUGGUCGGCGGGCGUAAUGAACACUCGGUUGCGGUGGAUCAGAUCUGGGCGCUGGAUCCGGUGAGCGGUAAACUGACGGAGGAGAAGCCGCUGACGCGCUGCCUCAGUUAUCACGGCUGUGUGACCAUCCUGCAGCGGCUCUGACCCAAACUCACUCACCUCCCCACGCCUUCAUCUAUCUGUCAGGCUCACGAGUCAUUCGGUACAAAGCAGUGCGUUUAUGACUAUGAUAACAAACACCAAUGGAAAGCUGUUUUCAAAAUUAUGAGAUAUGAACUUGCAACAUUCAUGAACUUGCAAAAGUCAGAAUUGCAACAUCUUACUAAAUUUCUUGCAAUUCUUUGAGUUCUGACUUUUUCCCUUUUUCUUUUUACUUCCAAUUCUGAGUUUAUAUCUCAAAAUUCCAAGUUUGUAUCUCAAUUCCGAGUUUGUAACUCAGAAAUAUUAUGAGAUAUAUACUCAGAAUUAUUAUGAGAUAUAAACUUGGAAUUUACAUCUCAUAAUCCUGAGUUUUUACCUCAUAAUUCAGAUUUUUAUAUCUCAUAAUACCAAGUUUAAAUCUCAUAAUUCAGUUUGUAUCUCGUAAUUCCACGUUUAUAUCUCACAAUUCUGAUUUUAUAUCUCAUAAUUCCAAGUUUAUAUCUCAUAAAUUUGUUCAUCUCAUAAUUCUGAGUUUUAUAUCUCAUGAUAACAAGUUUAUAUCUCAUAAUUCUGAGUUUGAAUCUCAUACUUCAAAGCAAUUCUGACCUUUUUGUUUUUUGCCACAGAAUUUAAAAAAAAAAGGUUAUUUCAA
Onychostoma macrolepis is the source of this 2437-nucleotide messenger RNA. RefSeq names its product kelch-like family member 35 (gene klhl35). The coding region runs from base 16 to 1788 and encodes 590 amino acids. Gene Ontology annotation, molecular function: protein binding. The record is from RefSeq and is a predicted model, not a curated record. Lineage: Eukaryota; Metazoa; Chordata; Actinopteri; Cypriniformes; Cyprinidae. The transcript has 8 exons.